Molecule: messenger RNA, 1623 nt
Organism: Diospyros lotus (date-plum)
Lineage: Eukaryota; Viridiplantae; Streptophyta; Magnoliopsida; Ericales; Ebenaceae
Product: protein ROH1-like
Exons: 2
Coding region: 381-1559 (392 amino acids)
Source: RefSeq, a predicted model, not a curated record
ACAUAUAUUCCCAUUAACAUUGCUUUGCUACCCUAUCACUCUCUUUCUCUCUCUCUCUCUCUCUCUCUCUCCUUCUUUCGGUUGUCUUGGAUUUUCGUCAUACCAAAGGAAGGCGAGGAGGUUUUCUUUUCUAUCCUUGGCUAGGGUUCCGUUUCUGUGCUAUACAUAUAUGCAUAUGCGAAUAUCAUUUUGCUUCUGGAGCUUCUCGUUGUAUGCGUAUGUUAUCAGGGUAUUCCAUUUCACUCCUUGACUUGGCUCUAGGGGCUUUAUUUGUAUCUGGGCAGCUUCAAGUGGCAGUUACUGCCAAACAAUAGGUGGUUUUAUGGCUAUUUCCUGAGUUGAAGUGAGUUGGUGCUUCUAGGGGAUUUUGUUGCUUGGAAAUGCCUUCUACGGAUCAGCAAGGCUCUUCUGUUCCUUUUGCCUCCUUUCGCCGUGCAAUUUUAGGGAUUAGGAAUGAUCAGGUUCAUUCCUUGGAAAUGAACCAGGAAUCUGAUUCCCCAGACUUGGAGCUCGAAUCUUUCCAGAAGCUUGUCUAUGAUCGAUUUUAUGAUCUUUCAACUGUUGCUGCCGAUGAGUUUCUCACUGCUAGAUGGAUAAUGAAGGUACUGGAGGCUUUUGUUGGUUGUCAAGAAGAGUUUAGGGUCAUUUUGUGCAACAGGGGAGCUUGGCUUUCUAAACCUCCAUUGGACAAGUUUGUUUCUGACUUCUUUGAGAAAAGCAUUAAGGCUCUUGAUAUUUGUAAUGCAACUCGGGAAGGGAUUGAGAAGAUUCGACUGUGGCAGAAGCAGUUGGAGAUUGUCCUCUGCGCAUUGGGUUCUCAGCAGAGGAUGAUUGGUGAGGGUCAAUUCCGUCGUGCAAGGAAGGCUUUGAUGGAUUUGGCACUUUUAAUGUUGGAUGACAAGGAAACUGGAUAUUCUGUUUCCCACCGGAACCGGUCUUUUGGGCGUCAUAACACCAGCAGGGAUCACCACCGUCAUCGCUCUGGUCACUCGCGAUCUCUUUCUUGGAGUGUCUCUCAUUCUUGGUCAGCAGCUAAGCAGCUACAAUCUUUUGCAAACAAUCUGGCCCCACCGCGUGCAAAUGAGAUUGUGGCUACCAAUGGGCUUGCUGUCCCUGUCUUUACCAUGAGUUUCGUGCUCAUGUUUGUCUUGUGGAUUCUGGUUGCUGCAAUCCCUUGUCAAGAUCGGAGCCUCCAGAUUCAUUUUUCGAUCCCUCGGCAAUACCCAUGGGGUGCCCCAUUGCUUUUGCUUCAUGACAGGGUUAUGGAUGAAGCUAAGAAGCGUGACCGUCGGAAUUCUAGUGUGCUGUUGAAGGAGGUAUAUGAGAUCGACAAAUGCAUUCGUCACAUGUCAGACUUGGUAGAUUCAGUUCAUAUCCCAUUGACUGAGCAGCAGAAGGAAGAGCUGCAAAAAGGAGUGCAGGAGCUUGCUGUGGCUUUUGAUGCUUGUAAGAAUGGAUUGGAUCCAUUGGAGCCGGAAGUGAGGGAAGUGUUUCGUAAGAUCAUGAGCUGCCGAAUUGAGGGUCUUGAACUGUUUAACAGGGGAAGCCCUGCUGGUUGAUUUGAAUUUGUUGGACAGCUAUAGAAGAUCAAAUGUCAACAAAAAAAAAAAAAAGAAGAAAAAG